Messenger RNA from Thecamonas trahens ATCC 50062, 2281 nucleotides. RefSeq names its product 3-oxoacyl-[acyl-carrier-protein] synthase II. The transcript has 2 exons. Gene Ontology annotation, molecular function: 3-oxoacyl-[acyl-carrier-protein] synthase activity. Lineage: Eukaryota; Apusomonadida; Apusomonadidae. Bases 1 to 1377 code for a protein of 458 amino acids. The record is from RefSeq and is a predicted model, not a curated record. Gene Ontology annotation, biological process: fatty acid biosynthetic process.
AUGCGAGCCGGAUCCGCUGCCCGCAGCGCCGCCACCGAGCUGGCCACCGACCGCGAGCUGGCGGUUGACGUCGUGGAGCCACGACGUGUGUCGAGCCAGUGGGACGCCAUAGUGUGGCAGGGUCUGGCUUCGGGUGCGUCGGCGACACGGUCGCCGGCAUCGGUGGCUGCCCUCACUCCUUCGGCACCGACUCACUGCACGGCUGUCGAUCAUCCGCCACCGCUGCCGAUGGUUUCGGCGGUGGCUCCGGCUGACGUGCCCUUUGCUGAUCUGGUGGCCUCGCUUGAUAGGGCCACUGCUGCCCGCUCGUCGCGCUUUAUCCAUCUGGCCGCCGCAGCCGCCGCAGAGGCUCUGGAGGAUGCCGAGUGGGCACCGGCUGGGACCAAGGCUGCGCUGCGGACAGGGGUGGCUCUCGGCUCGGGCAUGGGCUCGAUGGCAGACAUCCACGAUGGGACUCUGGCUUUGGUCGAUCCCGAGCGCGGGCCGCGGCGAAUCUCGCCGUUCUUUGUCCCGCGGAUUCUGGUCAACCUGGCGGCGGGUACCGUCUCGAUCGCCCACGGUCUGCAGGGCCCGAACCACGCGGUGGCGACGGCGUGUGCCACUGGUGCGCACUCGAUCGGCGACGCGGCAAACUUUAUUGCGCUCGGCUACGCCGACGUCAUGGUGGCCGGCUCAUCCGAGGCUGCGCUCGACCCUCUGGCGCUCACCGGCUUUGCCCGGGCCAAGGCGCUGUCGACAGCGUGGGCGCGGACGCCCGAAGUGGCGUCCCGGCCAUUUGACCAGCUGCGAGAUGGGUUUGUCAUGGGUGAGGGCGCCGGCGUGCUCGUUCUGGAAGAGCGUGAGCACGCGAUUGCCCGUGGCGCCCACAUCUACGCCGAGCUCCAGGGCUAUGGUCUGACGGGUGACGCACACCACACGACGGCGCCGGCGCCCGAUGGGCGCGGGGCGCUGCGGGCCAUGCGGAUGGCGCUGCGGAGGGCGCGGGUUCCGGUCGAAGAGCUCGACUACAUCAACGCGCACGCAACGUCGACUUCGCUUGGUGACGCGGUCGAGUACUCGGCUAUCCACAAGCUGCUCUCGGAUGCCGAGGCGAGCGAGCCGCUCCUGGUCUCGUCGUCCAAGGGCGCGAUCGGGCACCUGCUCGGAGCCUCGGGUUCAGUGGAGGCACUCAUCACGGUCCUUGCGCUCCACCACGGGGUGGCGCCGGUCAACACCAACCUCGAGAACAUCGACGCGGCGCUCGACUCCGAGCUGGUCGAACUCGUCCAGCACAAGUCUCGCAAGGCUGAGCUCACCUACGCACUCUCCAACUCGUUUGGCUUUGGCGGGACCAACGUCUCACUCUGCUUUGCUUCGGGGCCUGCGGCUGUCGAAUGAUGAUGACGAGGCUACUCACUCGUCCGAGUCCGAGUCCGAGUCGACGUCGUCGUCGAGGCGCGAGGGCCGGCUGCGGUAGCCGCCGGGCGACAUGAAGAGGUGCAGCGGCGAGAGCGGCUGCUGGCCGGCAAGGCCGUAUGCAAACGGCGAGCCAAAGCCGGCGCCAAACAUGCCGGCCGGCCGCGGCCGGGUCAUCGGCGACGAGAGCCACGGCGCCGGGUACGAGAGUCCGCCACCGACUCCGAUCAUCGAGUCGUUGCCGGUGUAGGCUGCGGUCGACGGGCCGGUGUACGAGUUGGCGGUGGCAGACACAGCCGGCGAGCCAGCGAGCGCGGCGGCCUGGGCGGCGUACUUGUCGAGGACGACCCGGCGCUUGGUCUUGAAUGAAGCGGUGAGCUCCCGCUUGGCGACCGAGAACGGCGCCGGGGCAAAGGUCCAGCGGGCGACGGCGCAGCCAGCAUUGUCGAGGCUGUCGUUGUAGGCGCGGACGGCGCGGUCGACAAGGGCCUUAACCCGGGCGUCAGCGGCGACGUCGGUGACGGCGUCCGAGACCAGAUCGAUGCCGUGCGACUCGAGAAUGGCGUGGGUGUGGAGCGAGAUGUCACGCGACGGCGGGCCGGAGCCCUCGGACUCGGAUUUGAGGGUGACAAAGGCGCAGAGCGCGUCACGGUGCGAGCCAAAGACAAGCACGUCGGCGACAAUGGGGAGCUGGGCCUUGAGCAGGGCCUCGACUGGCGCAGGCGCGACAAAGUUGUCCUCACCAACCUUGAUCAUGUCGCUCUUGGUUCCGUGGACAAAGACGUAGCCGUCAUCCAUGCGGCCGACGUCGCCCGUGACAAAGAAGCCCGAGUCGAGGACACGCCGCCGCGACGACGACUCGUCCUUAAAGUAACCCUUGAAGACG